Molecule: messenger RNA, 4633 nt
Organism: Sceloporus undulatus (fence lizard)
Lineage: Eukaryota; Metazoa; Chordata; Lepidosauria; Squamata; Phrynosomatidae
Gene: DHX57
Product: DExH-box helicase 57
Cellular component (GO): intracellular anatomical structure
Molecular function (GO): metal ion binding; ATP binding; protein binding
Source: RefSeq, a predicted model, not a curated record
ACAAAAUUGGAUGAUGAUGGUGAUGAUUCUGUGUUUUCCAGAGGAGCAAGGAAGAGCCAAGCUCUGUUAAUAGAGGACACACACAGACCAGGCGUGCUUCAAAGACCAUGAUGCCGCUGCAGACCCUGCACAUGACUUCGGAGAAUCAGAGGAGGGUGAAAGAACUCCUCCUCCAGCUCCAAGGCCAAGAACUGACUGAUGGCCCUGAAAUGCCUGUUUUGGGUGAUGAUGAAUUUGAUGAACCAGAUGACUUGGAUGAUGAUCAGUGCUGGUUACAUAAUCAAGCAGUUUCUAAAACUCAUGCAAAUGCUUCUCAGGCACCUGUAAAUCAUGUUCCAGAAACUGAAGUAUCCUCAUUUGCUGUGCACAAACUUUCCAGGUACGGUUUUGAUAGUGAACGUUGCCGAGCAGUCUUGAAAUCCUAUAAUGGUAACAUUGGAGCAUCACUAGAAGACUUACUGUUGCAGUGCUUCUCAGAAAAAUUUGCAGAGAGGAUGCAGAUCACAGAAAGUGCUGCUCAGGCAAGUACUGAAGACUGUUUGGAGCAAAGGCGAGAAGAGGCUUUUGCCCUCCGCUCCAUCUGUGGAGACAAAUUUGUGGAAAGAAUUCAAAAUCGAGUUUGGACUAUUACGUUAGACUUGGCUUACCUUACAGAGAUUCUUAUCAAAUCCAAAAAAAGGCCUAGCAACACCAGCAAUGGGCUAAAGCCAGCUUCCCUGGAAAUCUGUAAACACUACCUCAGAGGAGAUUGCAGGUUUGGAUCAAGAUGUCGGCUCAAGCAUGACAAUCCAAACAAGCAAAGAACACUUCCAAGUAUUAGAGACAAUUCUCAUCUCAGACUUAACAGUGACAGCGCUCCAGUGUAUGAACUUGAAGUGAGAUUUCCUGAGGAUAACAAGUAUCCUUAUCAGCCACCCCUUGUGGCAUUUUAUUCUACUAAUGAGAACCUGCCCUUGGCUUGUCGGCUUCACAUUGCUGAAUUCCUUUAUGAAAAAGCUUUAAUAGCCUCUGAGUCUAAUGAACCCGUUAUCUAUGCUUUUAUAACAUGUUUGGAGGAUGAAGCUGAAGUAACAAAAUUGCUUAGUAAGACAUCCCACAAAUACAGUGUUCCUGCUUUGCCUCUGAUGAUGCCUCCAGCAAGAAUGUCCACAGAUGUUGAUAAGCAAGGGCUUUCUAAUAGCUCAUAUGUUCCAUGUCAGACUUCAGAAGCAACAAAGGACCUGGUGACUGAAGAGGAUGACGAUGACGAUGAGGAACUGCAGACAGUUCACGUAGAGACAGAAAGCUAUGUUAACCUCAAAAAGAAACUUUUGAGGAAGUAUACCACUCCAGCAAAGUCUGUAUCCAAAGAAAAUUUAAAAAUCUGCAAACAAUUCAGCAUAAAGAAGUCUUCUAGGCACUACCAGGCCAUGUUACAAGAAAGACAGAAACUCCCUGCGUGGGAAAAAAAGGAAACCAUUCUUCGUUUGCUGAACCAGCAUCAAGUUCUUGUUGUGAGUGGUAUGACUGGAUGUGGAAAGACCACUCAGAUUCCUCAAUUUAUCUUGGAUUCCUCACUAGAAGGCCCUCCCAGUAAGUUAGCCAACAUCAUCUGCACCCAGCCUCGCAGGAUCUCUGCCAUUUCUGUGGCUGAACGUGUAGCCAAGGAACGAACAGAAAGAGUUGGGGUCACAGUUGGAUACCAAAUCCGGCUGGAAAGUGUCAUGUCUCCAGCUACACGGUUGUUAUACUGUACUACUGGAGUGCUUCUGAGAAGACUAGAAGGGGACUUAAAUCUACAAGGAUUCACCCAUAUUAUUAUUGAUGAAGUUCAUGAAAGAACAGAGGAAAGUGACUUCUUGCUGCUGGUUUUGAAGGACCUAAUGCUUCAAAGAUCAGACCUGCGAAUUAUACUAAUGAGUGCUACUCUGAAUGCAGAACUCUUUUCUCAGUACUUUAACACCUGUCCUGUUGUUAACAUACCAGGUAGGACAUUUCCAGUUGAUCAGUAUUUUCUAGAAGAUGCAAUUGCAAUGACUCGGUAUGUCUUGGAACAUGGCAGUCCAUACAUGCGUAAUGCGAAGCAAGCUCCUGGCAAGCAAGCAAGACACUUGAGGACAGCUGCAGAAGAAGUAGAGGAGGAUCUGAGGCGUGCUGGUUUGGCACAGAGUACAGUGACUGUUAAAGAUUCUGUCCCUGAUCAACAGCUAACAGUCCAGCAGUUGAUGGCCCGCUACAAAGGGAUUAGGACAUCAGUAUUAAAAACAAUGGCAACCAUGGAUUUAGACAAAGUUAAUCUUGAACUAAUUGAGGCCUUGUUAGAGUGGAUUGUCAGUGGCAAGCAUUCAUAUCCACCAGGUGCAGUACUGAUAUUUUUGCCAGGUCUGGCAGAAAUUAAAACACUAUAUAAGCAAUUGCAGUCUAAUUCACUGUUUAAUAACCGUCACAGCAAACGCUGUGUUGUUUAUCCACUCCAUUCUUCACUGUCCAGUGAGGAACAGCAGGCCGUGUUCCUUAAGCCUCCCACAGGAGUCACCAAGAUUAUCAUAUCUACAAAUAUAGCAGAAACGUCCAUUACCAUUGAUGAUAUAGUCUAUGUGAUUGAUUCAGGAAAGAUGAAAGAGAAAAGGUACGAUCCUAGCAAAGGCAUGGAAAGCCUGGAAGAUAUAUUUGUGUCCAAAGCCAAUGCCUUGCAAAGAAAAGGGAGAGCAGGUCGUGUAGCCUCUGGUGUUUGCUUUCAUCUCUUCAGUAGCCAUCAUUAUAAUCACCACCUUUUAAAGCAGCAGUUACCUGAAAUACAAAGAGUGCCUUUGGAGCAACUCUGUCUCCGGAUUAAGAUUUUGGAAAUGUUCUCCUCACAUAGCCUUCAUUCAGUUUUAUCCCGAUUGAUUGAGCCACCAACGGCUGAGUCUCUGCGUGCAUCAAAAGUGCGGUUGCAAGAUGUUGGAGCCCUAACUUCAGAUGAAAAGCUCACUCCUUUGGGGUAUCACUUGGCUUCCUUGCCUGUUGAUGUAAGGAUUGGGAAGCUAAUGCUGUUUGGCACUAUAUUUCGCUGUCUAGAUCCUGCACUGACCAUAGCAGCAAGCAGGGCCUACAGAUCACCUUUUGUUUCUCCAUGGGACAAAAGAGAAGAGGCAUUCAAGAAAAAGCUGGAAUUUGCAAUAGGAAACAGUGAUUACCUGGCUCUUCUCCAAGCAUAUAAGGGAUGGCGUCUAUCUUCAAAAGAGAGCUCUCAAGCAAGUUACAGAUUUUGCAGAGAAAACUUCUUAUCAGAAAACAUACUUCAGGAAAUGGCUAGUUUAAAAAGGCAAUUCACUGAACUCCUGUCUGAUAUUGGAUUUGUGAAGGAGGGACUCAGAGCCUGGGAUAUCGAGAGGAGAUGGGCUCAAGGAGGGGAUGGCAUUCUUGAAGCUACAGGAGAAGAGGCAAAUGCAAAUGCAGAGAAUGUUAAGUUGAUAUCAGCUAUGCUAUGUGCUGCACUGUAUCCCAAUGUAGUGCAGGUGAAAACGCCAGAAGGAAAGUACCAGAAGACUAGUACAGGAGCUGUUAAAAUGAAUCCAAAACCUGGGGAGCUGAAGUUUGUUACAAAAAAAGAGGGCUAUGUUUACAUCCAUCCAUCCUCUGUAAACUACCAGACCAGGCACUUUGAUAGCCCCUACUUGGUAUAUCAUGAGAUGAUAAAAACCAGCCGGGUGUUUAUUCGUGACUGCAGCAUGGUGUCAGUGUAUCCAUUGAUCUUGUUUGGAGGAGGUCAUGUGAAUGUGCAGCUCCAAAAGGGUGCAUUUGUUGUUUCCCUAGAUGAUGGGUGGAUUCGUUUUGUUGCAACUUCAUACCAGGUGGCAGAACUAGUGAAAGAACUUCGCUGUGAACUUGACCAGCUACUCCAGGAUAAAGUCAAGAACCCCAGCAUGGAUCUGUGUACAUGCCCCCGAGGAUCUCGUAUUAUUAGCAUGAUUGUUAAACUUGUGACAACACAAUAACAUCACAGUACUGAUUUGCUUUAAAAGGGACCUCAGCAGAAGAACAGAAACUGUGACUGAAACAACACUGAUGCUUGUCAGUCUAGGACUAGUAAUUCUUAGGGCUUUGAAUUAAAGCCUAAAGCCAAUUAAAAGGACAGUUUUAAAACCAUUUCAGGUGGAAAAGCUCUAAUGGAAAUAAGUGCUUUUAGAAUCAGAUAGAAAUGGAUGCAUCUAUACAGAGGAGACAGAAAUUUAAUGAAAAUUAUUUCUUUCAAUAAUUACCAUUCUGUGUAUUAUGGAUGAGGAUUUUUACUUUGAAGAAAACUCCAAUUGAGAUGCAAAAAAAUUAUUUUUAACUGUCUUUGUACAUUUUUCUCACUAUUUCAGUCCAGUAAAGAAUGAACUUUCUCUGACAGAAAAACUGGUGUAUCAGUUUAGUCUUGGCCUCCUCAAGACGGCAAGGCACAGUGUUUACACAGCAAGUAUCUGUGCAUUUUUUUAAAUCCUAAAACAGAUUGCUUUGCUUCAGUGAACCUAAUUCUGUCCUCAUGUAAUCUAUCAGUGUAGGCUGCCAAAUUCAAAUAUGAAUUGGAUACUCUUCAUGGAUUAAUGUCUUUAGCUGUAUAUAAAUUGAAAUGUAUGUGUGCAAUCUGGGCUCCAAUUAUAUCUUAUUAAAGCAAAUAGGAAUUGUA